Molecule: messenger RNA, 345 nt
Organism: Acanthamoeba castellanii str. Neff
Lineage: Eukaryota; Discosea; Longamoebia; Acanthamoebidae
Product: peroxisomal D3,D2enoyl-CoA isomerase
Exons: 3
Coding region: 1-345 (114 amino acids)
Biological process (GO): fatty acid metabolic process
Molecular function (GO): fatty-acyl-CoA binding
Source: RefSeq, a predicted model, not a curated record
AUGAGCAACAACAUCGACAAGGAGUUCGACGCUGCGGUGCAGCUUAUCACCAAGGGACCUGCAGCCGGCAUCAAGGCGCCCAAGAUCGAGCCCAGCAAUGAGCAGAAGCUCGAGUUCUACGCUCUGUUCAAGCAGGCCACUGUGGGACCCAACAACACCAAGCCGCCUGGCCGACUCGACCUCAUCAACCGCGCUAAGUGGACUGCGUGGAAGAACGUCGCCAAGUUGUCCAAGACCGAAGCCAAGAAGAAGUAUGUGGAGCUCGUGGCCAAGCAGCAGCCCAACUGGAAGGAGCUCGCUGCCUACACGGACGACAAGCCGGCUCAGUCCAAGGCCAAGCUGUAA